This is a messenger RNA of Vespa mandarinia (Asian giant hornet), 573 nucleotides long. RefSeq names its product histone H2B-like. The record is from RefSeq and is a predicted model, not a curated record. Gene Ontology annotation, cellular component: nucleosome. Lineage: Eukaryota; Metazoa; Arthropoda; Insecta; Hymenoptera; Vespidae. Gene Ontology annotation, molecular function: protein heterodimerization activity; structural constituent of chromatin; DNA binding.
GAACUUCAUUCAACGUUUUGAUUUCGUGUAGUGCUGUUGUAUUCGACGAUAACUUCAAUUAAUUAUUCACUAUGCCGCCUAAAGCUAGUGGUAAAGCUGUUAAGAAAGCUGGUAAAGCUCAGAAGAACAUCAGUAAAUCCGAUAAGAAGAAGAAACGUAAGAGGAAGGAAAGUUACGCUAUUUAUAUCUAUAAAGUACUUAAGCAAGUACAUCCGGAUACCGGAAUCUCCAGUAAAGCCAUGAGUAUUAUGAAUAGUUUCGUCAACGAUGUUUUUGAACGAAUUGCCGCGGAAGCAUCGAGAUUAGCUCAUUAUAAUAAACGUUCGACGAUCACUUCUCGGGAAAUUCAAACUGCAGUGCGUUUGUUGUUACCUGGUGAGCUUGCAAAACACGCUGUUAGCGAAGGUACCAAAGCUGUGACCAAAUAUACAAGCUCUAAAUGAAUUUUGUGUUACGGAAAAAAAGAACCGGCCCUUUUUAGGGCCACCAAUAAUUUAUUACGUGGAACAUAUUGAUACGGAAUUAAAAUUUGUUUUGAUAUAAUAAACCAAUUUUAUUGGAAUUUUUGGUGAA